AUGAAAUUCUGGGGUAGCAAGAACACCACGAAUGCAAUGCAAGUGGCCAGUGAAGUGGUUGAAAGCGAGUUCGAAACGAGGUUUACUUGUAACCGAAUAGUCCAUCGCAAAACUGAAGACCAACAUCAUAUUAUGGCGCAACUCGAAGGAUUAUGUUAUAUUUUGAUAUUUUAUCAAUUUUCAAAGUUUUGCUAUAAUGCAUGUCUCAUACCUACAUUGUGCCACAUCGUACAGUUAACAAUCCUUAAUCACAGACUUGUCAUCAGCCUGUACGCCAAUAUAUUUUUACAGGCUUUAUCUGAAGACGUGGACAAUGAAUCCAGAAUCAAUACAUUACGUGGAAAAAUACCGACAAUUUGUAACAAUCUAUAUUUCAAGACUGUUUUUGUAUUAGUAUAUCAUACAUUGUUUGUUUGCACUUGGAUGGUUUCGUUGGUUAACGAGGAAAAAUUAUCACAGUUGGAGAAUGGUACGUGGUGGUUCAUUUCGUUCAUAGGCGAAAAAGUACCAGUAAUAUCGCCACAAGCCUCUUUCUGGAUUAAGAUUGUCAAAUUAGGUCUACCGCAAUUGUUGAUUUUAGAUCUCGUAAUCUUAUUUUUACAACUAAUUUUGCUACAAUGUAUUUUUAAGCAAAGUUCUGUUUUUAGAGGAGGAAGAACAAUGGGCGAUAAGGAAGUGUAUUUGAUUAGAAGUAGGAACUCGGGAUACGAAGUUCAAGGAGACGAUAGUUUGGAAGAUUAUGGACAGGGUGUUAUCCUUGCUUUAAAAGUGCGACUAUAUGAAACUUUUCAAUUUGAUUCUUUUUCCACAUAG
This is a messenger RNA of Lodderomyces oxycetoniae, 813 nucleotides long. RefSeq lists its product as uncharacterized. The transcript has a single exon. The coding region runs from base 1 to 813 and encodes 270 amino acids. Lineage: Eukaryota; Fungi; Ascomycota; Pichiomycetes; Serinales; Debaryomycetaceae. The record is from RefSeq and is a predicted model, not a curated record.